Messenger RNA from Chenopodium quinoa (quinoa), 1335 nucleotides. RefSeq names its product ribonuclease P protein subunit p25-like protein. Lineage: Eukaryota; Viridiplantae; Streptophyta; Magnoliopsida; Caryophyllales; Amaranthaceae. The transcript is spliced from 9 exons. Bases 235 to 987 code for a protein of 250 amino acids. The record is from RefSeq and is a predicted model, not a curated record. Gene Ontology annotation, molecular function: RNA binding.
CUAAAAUAAAUAACAAAAAAAAAAAAAUCCGGUAAUUCUGGCGAUAAGACUGAUUCGUAAUCCUCUUAUUUAGUUGUAGCAACUAUAACACUCUCACACGUACUUUCUUCUCCGCAAUUUUCGACCUUCAAAUUUUCCAUUAUUUGCCGAAUUAAUCAAACCUCUAAUCUUCCUUAAUUCUGCAAAUUUUAGAUUACAAAUUAUUAGUGAGAAAAAUUGACGAAGGUGGUGGUGAUGGAUAGGUAUACAAGAGUAGAAAAACCUAAAGCAGAAACUCCGAUUAAUGAGAAUGAAAUUAGGAUUACUACUCAAGGUCGUAUGCGUAAUUACAUUACCUAUGCCACCACUCUUCUCCAGGAGAAAGGUUCAGAUGAAGUUGCACUCAAAGCAAUGGGUAGAGCAAUCAACAAGACUGUGAUGAUUGCUGAACUAAUUAAGAGAAGGAUUGUGGGACUCCACCAGAAUACAUCCAUUGGAUCAACUGAUAUUACUGACAAUUGGGAGCCAUUAGAAGAAGGCCUUCAACCCAUUGAAACUACACGUCAUGUCUCCAUGAUCACAAUCACAUUGUCUAAGAAAGAGCUGAACAUAUCAUCUACUGGGUAUCAGCCACCUAUCCCUGAAGAUCAAGUGAGGCCAUCAAAUAAUUUUGAAAAUGAAGGAGAGGGUUCACCUGAUGUAAGAGGUAGGGGACGUGGUGGCCGAAAUAGAGGCAGGGGGAGAGGAAUGUACAAUGGACCGGGGGAUUAUGAUGGAGGUGGUUACUAUGGUGGCCGUGGAUAUGGUGGCAGAGGUCGAGGUCGUGGCAGAAGUCAGAAUUUUAGGGGGCGAGGAAGAGGUUAUUAUGCCCAAGGAUCUGGUGGGUAUUAUGACAAUGGUGAAGGGGAAGUGCCAGUUACUCGUGGACGUGGUCGUGGGCGUGGUAGAGGAUGGGCUCGUGGACGUGGUUCCAGGGCCGAAGGGCCACCUCAAAUGGCAGCUGCUUGACCUUUGCUGAGGUAUAACAUUUGGUUUGCAGUUGGAAAAACAUGAUAUUGGAUGCCUGCUCUCUUGUGUUGUGUUGGUUGCUAAUCAUGGGCAUUUUCAUCUGUUUUAAAGAUGUGGAUAGUGCUGCUGCCACCGGCAUGCAGCUGUGUUUUUGUAGGUUACAGAAUUAGGUUUAUUAUUUGUUGCUGACAGAUUUUUUUUCUCCCCCAUCUUCAAACACCCAAAGAAAGGUUGUAACAUUUUAUUUUUCUUUCUCAUAUAGUUAUAAUAAUAGAGCAGUACAUUCUUUUAUUCUUAAUACUUCAUGUUUUAAAUCUUAAUGCCCUCAAAGGGGCAUCGUUUUGGUAA